GGAAUCAAUAAUAGAUGAUUUUUAAUUUAUAUAUAAAACCCCUGAGGUUAUCCACUGUGAAGCUGACUCACCCUCCGUUGUUCUUCACAGCUUUCCAAAGACUCCUCAUAAGAACACUCUACAUCUUUCUGUUUCAUAGCUCUUGAGAGUGAGAGAGAGAGAGAGAGAGAGAGCGCAAUUGCAAAUGGGUAAGGGAGGGAUGUCACAUGGAGGUGCUGGAGAAGCCAAAGAUGGUGAAGAAGAGAACAUGGCUGCUUGGCUGCUUGGUAUCAACAACCUCAAGAUUCAGCCUUUUAAGCUUCCUCCUCUCGGACCCCAUGAUGUUAGAAUUAGGGUGAAGGCUGUUGGUAUCUGUGGCAGUGAUGUUCACUACCUCAAGACCAUGAGAUGUGCGGAUUUUGUAGUUGAAGAGCCAAUGGUAAUUGGGCAUGAGUGUGCCGGGAUUAUAGAGGAAGUUGGAAGUGAGGUGAAGGCUCUGGUGCCUGGUGACCGCGUGGCAUUGGAGCCAGGGAUCAGUUGCUGGCGAUGCGACCUUUGCAAGGAAGGUCGAUACAAUCUAUGCCCGGAGAUGAAGUUUUUCGCCACUCCACCAGUCCAUGGUUCUCUUGCAAAUCAGGUAGUGCAUCCUGCAGACCUAUGUUUUAAGCUGCCAGAAAAUGUCAGCUUGGAGGAAGGGGCCAUGUGCGAGCCCUUAAGUGUUGGUGUUCAUGCUUGUCGACGAGCAAAUAUUGGUCCAGAAACAAAUGUGUUGGUCAUGGGAGCUGGACCCAUAGGGCUGGUUACACUGCUAGCAGCUCGCGCUUUUGGGGCACCCAGAAUUGUCAUUGUAGAUGUGGAUGACCACCGUUUAUCUGUAGCAAAAGAGCUCGGUGCAGAUGGGAUCAUUAAAGUUUCAACAAAUAUUCAGGAUGUAGCUGAAGAAGUUGUACAGAUACAUAAAGCUAUGGGAGCUGGAAUAGAUGUGAGCUUUGAUUGUGCAGGCUUCAACAAAACCAUGUCAACAGCACUGAGUGCCACUAGUGCAGGUGGUAAAGUUUGCCUUGUGGGAAUGGGUCAUAGCGAGAUGACCGUCCCACUCACUCCGGCUGCUGCGAGGGAGGUUGAUGUGAUCGGCAUCUUCCGAUAUAAGAACACAUGGCCGCUUUGCCUCGAAUUUAUAAGGAGUGGUAAGAUCGACGUGAAGCCGCUUAUAACGCAUAGGUUUGGGUUCUCUCAAAAGGACGUGGAAGAAGCCUUUGAAACAAGUGCUCGUGGUGGUAAUGCCAUUAAGGUCAUGUUUAAUCUAUAAACUCAGCUGCUGAGUCUUGAACCUCUCUUUGUAAAUUGGAGCUAAGUUUACUUCUUGUUAUAAUAAAACGAAUGAUUAAAUAAGAGGUGGGGGGGGGAGAACUUAGUAUAGACUUCUUGUGGUAAUAAAGUUCAGAUGGUAGUGCCAUGUCAUCUUGCUCUCAAACUUUUGUCUUCUGACAGAAAGAGUAUGAACGGUCAUUAUGAUCCUAAUCCUAUUGUAAAUGUUGAUUA
Alnus glutinosa is the source of this 1521-nucleotide messenger RNA. RefSeq names its product sorbitol dehydrogenase. The coding region runs from base 185 to 1288 and encodes 367 amino acids. The record is from RefSeq and is a predicted model, not a curated record. The transcript has 6 exons. Gene Ontology annotation, molecular function: zinc ion binding; oxidoreductase activity, acting on the CH-OH group of donors, NAD or NADP as acceptor. NCBI's taxonomy places the organism in Eukaryota, Viridiplantae, Streptophyta, Magnoliopsida, Fagales, Betulaceae.